CAACAUGAAGUGAGGCGCAGACUUUAGGACCCAGUCCAGUUCACGGACUCAGCCGGUCGGGUUUCUCUCUCUGUAAUGUCCUACGUGCUGCCAGAAGCGUGUUCCGCUGGACACAACUGAAAAUUUGAAGGAUUAUCAUUUGUUUUAAGCAUUAGAGCAUCAUGGGUGGAGUGGCACUGGAUGACGGCGGCUGUAAAGUGAAAGCUCCUGAUGGUGGUUGGGGUUGGGCUGUGCUCUUCGGUUGCUUCGUCAUCACAGGUUUCUCCUACGCCUUUCCAAAGGCCGUCAGUGUUUUCUUCAAGGAGCUGAUUAGAGAGUUUGGGGUGGGUUACAGUGACACAGCUUGGAUCUCCUCCAUCCUAUUGGCUAUGCUUUAUGGCACGGGGCCUUUAUGCAGCAUUUUAGUGAAUCGAUUCGGAUGUCGUCCAGUGAUGUUGGUGGGCGGCCUUUUUGCAUCAUUGGGAAUGAUCUUGGCAUCAUUUGCCACAAGCAUCAUCCAUAUUUACUUGUGCACAGGAGUCAUUACAGGUCUUGGAAUGGCUCUGAACUUUCAGCCAUCACUCAUUAUGUUGAAUCGAUACUUCAGUGAGAAGCGUCCACUGGCCAACGGUCUGGCUGCAGCUGGGAGCCCGGUGGCCCUGUGUUGUCUGUCUCCUCUUGGACAGGUUCUUCAGUAUGAAUAUGGCUGGAGAGGGGGCUUCCUCAUUUUGGGAGGGAUACUGUUGAACUGUUGUGCCUGCGGUGCUUUAAUGAGGCCUUUAGUCCCACCGAAGUCCUUAGAGACCCCUGGGAUUGAAAAAGCACCGGACGACGCUGACAAAAAUGUAAAACCCAAGCCCAAGCUGCUGGACUUCAGUGUUUUCAGAGACCGGGGUUUUCUCAUUUACACCAUCGCUGCCUCUAUUAUGGUCCUGGGUUUGUUCGUUCCUCCAGUGUUUGUGGUGAGCUAUGCCAAAGAGCUGGGAAAUGAGGACACCAAAUCUGCACUUCUGCUUAGCAUUUUGGGCUUCAUUGACAUUUUCGCUCGGCCCACAUGUGGUAUAAUCGCUGGGCUUCAGUGGGUUCGUCCUCGCUGCGUCUACCUCUUCAGCUUCGCUCUCAUUUUCAAUGGCAUCACAGAUCUGGUGGGCUCCCUGUCUAAAGACUACACCUCUCUGGUGGUGUUCUGCAUCUUCUUCGGCAUCUCUUAUGGGAUGGUUGGUGCCUUGCAAUUUGAGGUUCUCAUGGCUGUUGUGGGCACAGAGAAGUUCUCCAGUGCCAUCGGUUUAGUUCUCAUGCUCGAAGCCAUUGCUGUGCUGGUUGGUCCUCCCUCCGCUGGCCGACUUUUGGACCACACUAAGAAGUAUAUGUUUGUCUUCCUGCUGGCUGGGAUCGAGGUUGUGUUGUCUGCUUUAGUGCUGGCCAUAUGCAACUUUCUGUGCAUAAAGAAGAAACCUGAGGCACCAGAUGCGGCAGCAGUGGAGUCUGGUGAACCAGUCGAGGAGAAGAAUCACUCCAGUCCACCAGCCUCAGAGGAGCCACACACGCCCAAUGGAAACUCAGAGAAGCCAAAGACUGACCUGAGACCUGAGAAUGUCACGGAGGAGCCCACAGAAGAGGAAACAUUUCUUAAAGAGGACGAUGAGGAGAAGAAAACCAUCACCUGCAGUGCAGAAUCUGACCUCUGAUUGAGCUGUUCUGCCUGAAAAAGAGGGUGGACAGAUGAAAUUUCAGUGUUAAUGUGUGUGUCAAUGUGUAGUUGAUUCAGUGUCCAAAUGUGUGUGCUAUUUACUGACAGAUUAAUCAAUAAUACAGACCUCCAAUGCACUCAUGCUGUUCUAAACAUAGCAUUUGCACUGCCACACAGAGAGAUUUGGACAACACAAUCUCUAGUUUAUGUCUAUAUCUCGAAACCGCAGACAUCUCUUUGAGUUAUAUAGACAUUAUGUUAGUCAAAGGUGCUGUAAGUGAUUUUUUAAAUGCAGAAAAUGAGCAUACACACUGACACCCACUCUAUCACACCAACCUCUGUGAUGCUAGCUAUGUUUCCAUUCAAAGAUGCUAAUCAAGCUGCGGUCACACUAUAGUUUGAUUGGUCCAUAUUUUAAGCGAUUGGUCCAUAUUUUAAAUUUCUGUCCAGAGAGGUCAUGUUUUGAUCUUCGAUUGGUCUCACGCAAUCAUGUGAUGCAAUUUCACAGGUCAGAGUUCAGCAAGCUUGAACUUUCCAAUGCAGCGAACUGCGAAACUUGUCGCACGAGCUUGUGCUUUCGGUCUAACGUAUUCGCAUGCGUAUGAAUGGAAGUCUAUGAGGAGAAAAGUCCAGUGUGACCGCAGCCUUAGUCUUAUGAGUGAAAAAAACAAAACAUUUUCUAAACAUUGUUUAGAUCCCAACGAGUCAAACAUAAUAAAAUCCUCACUUUCUGAUAAACUGCCACCAAAUAUCAAAAAGAAAACUGGAUUUGCUUAUAUAAUAAACUACUUGCACCUCAGACGAUGAAGAUUUAAUGCAAUGAACUUAUGGUGGCUUUUGAAGACUAGAGACUUUGGGAACGAAGCCUCUCAAGACAGUUCUGGAAGAUAGUAAUAGUUUCUCCCCAUGUUCGCGUUGGUUUCUUCCGGGUGCUCCGAUUUCCCCCACAGUCCAAGAUGUGCUAUAGGUGAAUUCAAUUAACUAAACUAGAAGGGCAUUCGUUGCAUGAAACAUAUGCCAAAAUAUCUGGUGGUUCAUUCCGCUGUGGUGACCGCUGAUAGUCAGGGACUAAGCUGAAGGAAAAUGAAUGAGUAAUAAUAAUAAUGUAAUAAUAAUACUGAACCACUGUGAUGACAGACUUUGGCUGAGGGAUUUUAGAAUGACCAAAACAACAUUUCAGAUGUUUUACAGUAUGGUCGCUCUGCUGGUUUCACACCCAUUUUUGUUAUCACAUGAUCUUUUAAAGCAAAAAUCACAUAACUUUUUUGAUGCAAAU
Danio aesculapii is the source of this 2945-nucleotide messenger RNA. It is a transcript of the gene slc16a3a, whose product is annotated as solute carrier family 16 member 3a. Lineage: Eukaryota; Metazoa; Chordata; Actinopteri; Cypriniformes; Danionidae. The record is from RefSeq and is a predicted model, not a curated record. Gene Ontology annotation, molecular function: monocarboxylic acid transmembrane transporter activity. Gene Ontology annotation, cellular component: membrane. The transcript is spliced from 5 exons. Gene Ontology annotation, biological process: transmembrane transport; monocarboxylic acid transport. Bases 162 to 1667 code for a protein of 501 amino acids.